GUUUCUCGUCCACCGACCAUGUCCUCUUUCCCCGACUACUACAAGAUCCUUGGUGUCUCGAAGAACGCUAACCAGGAUGAAAUAAGACAAGCAUACAAGAUCCAGUCGCUCAAGACUCACCCAGACAGAUUAGCGAAAGCUAAUCCAGCGGAGAAGAAGGCAGCCACCGAGCAAUUUCAGGCUGUGGCUGAUGCGUACUACAUGCUGUCGGACGCGACCCGCCGCAGAGAGUAUGACGACCUCUAUGCAUCCCGCGGGCCGCAAGACAGGACAAGCGAACCCGGUUCCUCCGCGAACUUUUUCAACACUUUUGCGAGCAUGUUUGGUGGAGGAACACCAUCUGCGGGUGCGCAGUCGCCACCCGGAGCUGCGGGGGAACAGCCGGAUGCAGACCAUGUAUUUGCGGACGUGUUCGAGGACCUUCUGCGCCCGGAGGUGCAACGCCAUGCCCCUUGGUGGGCCUGGCUUGGAGCCAUCUGCGGUGCCGGCCUAGGGUUCAUCAUCGCCAACAUUCCAGGCCUCAUGGUCGGUGCAUACGCAGGCAACCGCCUGGGUGCCGUCAGGGAUGCGAAAGGCAAGAGCGUUGCUGCCGUCUUUUCGCAGCUUGGCGGUGGUCAGAAAGCAGAGAUCCUGCGCGCUCUUGCUGCUAAGGUCCUCGGUGCUGCUGCCAGUCAGUUUUGAUGAUACCCUACGGCGUUACUCACCAACUGUAUCCUUAUGAAUCUGGAUGUUGAUGAUUUCCUGUUUGCUAAGUACCUACGAUGCCACUGGCUAUGAACAACGGAGUGGCCCCUGCCUAUGUAUAGUACCUGGCAUGCAUGAUCCGUUCGACGGAUUGUAACUCGAUUGUUAAGGCA
This is a messenger RNA of Rhodofomes roseus, 857 nucleotides long. Its product is annotated as DnaJ domain-containing protein. The transcript has 5 exons. The record is from RefSeq and is a predicted model, not a curated record. Gene Ontology annotation, cellular component: cytoplasm; nucleus. Gene Ontology annotation, molecular function: protein-folding chaperone binding; protein folding chaperone. Bases 19 to 681 code for a protein of 220 amino acids. NCBI's taxonomy places the organism in Eukaryota, Fungi, Basidiomycota, Agaricomycetes, Polyporales, Fomitopsidaceae.